GAAAUUUCCCAAUUUCCACAUAAAUUUGAGCAAAUGCCCUAAUACCCUAAUAAUUUUGGGGAUUUCAAUUUGAAAUUCUGUUUUCAAUUGUGCUCUCGUCAUCUCCAGUGGAAUCAACACUUUUGCAGUGGAUCAUAUGGGUUGUGUAUAUAUUGGGGGCUUAUUUUGGGAGCGGCAAAGAAGAAAGUUGAGAGGUGGACAUUAGAAUAAAUAGAAAAUGAACAACUCUUCUGCAGGGCCAUCCUCAAAAGCUAGGGUAGGAGCAUCACAACCUUCAGAAAGUUCACUUAAGAGGAAACGUGGCAUGUUUCAGAAAGAUUUGCAACACAUGAUGUAUGGUUUUGGAGAUGAUAGCAAUCCACUUCCAGAAACAGUGUCACUCGUGGAAGACAUCGUGGUGGAUUAUGUCACUGAUAUGGUGCACAAAGCUCAGGAUAUUGCAACCAAAAGGGGGAAGCUUUUGACCGAGGACUUUCUGUUCUUAAUUAGAAAGGACUUGCCGAAACUUAACCGGUGUACAGAACUGCUGUCCAUGAAUGAGGAGCUGAAACAAGCUCGGAAGGCUUUCGAGGUCGAUGAAGAGAAAUUGGCUUCACAUCAGUGAGGGGGAAGUGUGAUCUUAGUUCAGAAUGACAAAUUGAGUGGCACCAUAGGACCAGUAUACAAUUUACCAACACUGGAGUAAAUAGCCUGCUUGUUCUCAUUUUUCUCUAGCACAAUAGAUGUCCGAGUCACCUUGUAGCUGCGUUUUCUCUAGCACAAUAGAUCCUCAAUGCUGAAAUCAGUUUCUUAAGUGCUCUUUUGGUGCAUUGAACGCCACCUGUGUGUAGUUUGACAGUUCUAAAGAUCUGCACAAACUGAUGGAAUGAGUAGUAAGGUAACUCUGUGAAGUCACCCGAUUAGAUUGAUUUUGAUCUGUUUGCAAUGCAAAAGAUGGAAGAUCUUGUACGGCUUUUACCUGUUAAGAUUCUGGUAAAGCUUUCCCAAAAUGCUUCUUUUGUAUAAGGUAUUUCCAUUCGAAAUUGAAAAAAA
Molecule: messenger RNA, 1032 nt
Organism: Solanum tuberosum (potato)
Lineage: Eukaryota; Viridiplantae; Streptophyta; Magnoliopsida; Solanales; Solanaceae
Product: transcription initiation factor TFIID subunit 13-like
Exons: 7
Coding region: 218-604 (128 amino acids)
Biological process (GO): transcription by RNA polymerase II
Molecular function (GO): protein heterodimerization activity
Source: RefSeq, a predicted model, not a curated record